This is a messenger RNA of Myxocyprinus asiaticus (Chinese sucker), 5349 nucleotides long. Its product is annotated as phosphatidylinositol 5-phosphate 4-kinase type-2 alpha-like. Bases 751 to 2073 code for a protein of 440 amino acids. Lineage: Eukaryota; Metazoa; Chordata; Actinopteri; Cypriniformes; Catostomidae. The transcript has 11 exons. Gene Ontology annotation, molecular function: phosphatidylinositol kinase activity. The record is from RefSeq and is a predicted model, not a curated record. Gene Ontology annotation, biological process: phosphatidylinositol metabolic process.
GGAAACGCAGCCCUGGUCAGUAGCUUAACGUGAAACGCAACAUUUAUGUGUCAGCGUGCUGAGAGCUGUCAGAGGGGCAGAUGCUGCAUUCAGGCGCAGUAGAUGCUCAGAUGCCCGGUCUUCGUCUCUCAACUUCAGCAGGACAUUUUUCGUCGUUUCCUUUUUCGGUAUAGUGCCUGGUUUUGAUUAGUUUCGUCCGUCGUUGAGCGAUUGUUAAGGAUUUUUAAAUACCACCAUAACGGUUGUGAACGGCCAUGAUUUAAAUGAGGCGGCACACCUUUACAGAGGAGUGGCGUGGAGUAUUUGCAUUCUGUAUCGGAAGACGGUUCUUCUUUUUAAUUAUUGUUAGUAGUACAUGCGAUGUGUAGCCACACAAUGGACAAGGAUAUUAUUAAUUUGAGCUUGUGGGAUGCCUUGCCGAGCGAGCUAAAAUUGUUGUUCGCACAGCUCUGUGUCUGUGUGUGUGAAUGAGUACUAGCGCACACAUCCAGCCAACUGUAACCUUCAAGCUAACGUCAAUGACAGCUAGCAGUUAGCUGGUGUGCGUUGGUGGAUAGAGGACUUCUGCGCGUUUUUCAUCGCCCGUCAGCUGCGCGUUUGCAGAGGGGUGCAUGAACAUGCUGCAUUAAAACAAGAAAGGAACGAAUCGCAUGUGAAGAUCCAACAGGGCGCUGCUGAUUCUGAACAGCUCUUGUCGAGACAUCGCGCAUAGUGCCACGCGCAAAGAGGGAUUUCAUUCAUCCACUAAACAUGGCCUCUUCAGUCAGCAACCUUGCUGCAUCCAUCGCCAGCAAAACCAAAAAGAAACACUUCGUGUCUCAGAAGGUGAAGUUGUUUCGGGCCAGCGACCCGCUCCUCAGCGUCUUGAUGUGGGGAGUGAACCACUCGAUAAAUGAACUUGGUCACAUCCAAAUUCCUGUUAUGCUAAUGCCUGAUGACUUCAAAGCCAACUCUAAGAUCAAGGUGGACAAUCACCUCUUCAACAAAGAGAACAUGCCAAGCCAUUUCAAGUUUAAGGAGUACUGUCCCCUAGUCUUCCGCAAUCUGAGGGAGAAGUUCUCCAUCGAUGAUCAGGAAUAUCAGAACUCUCUGACACGCAGGGCCCCAAUUCCCAGUGACGCUCAGGGCCGCAGUGGAGCUCGUUUCCACACCUCAUACAACAAGAGAUAUCUCAUCAAGAUCAUCACCAGUGAGGAUGUAGCCGAGAUGCACAACAUUCUGAAGAAGUACCACCAGUAUAUAGUGGAGUGCCAUGGCAACACGCUGCUCCCUCAGUUUCUGGGCAUGUAUCGCCUCACUGUGGAUGGAGAUGAGACCUACAUGAUCGUCACUCGCAAUGUUUUUAGCCACCGGCUGCCUGUUUACAAAAAAUAUGAUCUAAAGGGAUCCACAGUGGCCAGAGAGGCUAGUGACAAAGAAAAGCCACGCCAACCUGAGGAGGGGGCUCCAUCCAAAUCUCGCAUGAGCCAAAAGCUACAAACCAUCCGGAUUGCCACACGCUUUUACUGCGCCAUAAAACACACCAAGGAGCUUCCAACUUACAAAGACAAUGACUUCAUCAGUGAUGGCCAGAAGAUCCACAUAGAUGAGGAGAACAAGAAAAUGUUCCUGGAGAAGCUGAAGAACGACGUAGAGUUCCUUGCCCAGCUGAAGCUGAUGGACUACAGUAUGCUGGUGGGGAUCCAUGAUGUGGAGCGAGGGGAGCAGGAGCAGCCCGAGGAGGAGAGUGAAGACAAUGACGCUGGGGAGGAGGAGGGGACAGAAAGUGACGGAGGGGCCACCGGCUCCCCACCAGAUAGCCCCAGUAACACACUAGACAGCAGUAGGCCUCUGGGCCCAGGAGAGUUUGACCCCACCAUUGAUGUGUAUGCCAUCAAGAGCCAUGAAAGUGCUCCUAAAAAAGAGAUCUACUUCAUGGCAGUAAUUGACAUCCUCACUCUGUAUGAUGCCAAGAAGAAAGCAGCCCAUGCAGCAAAGACAGUCAAACACGGGGCAGGGGCAGAGAUCUCAACAGUUAACCCCGAGCAAUAUUCAAAGCGAUUUUAUGAUUUCAUCACCACCAUCCUGUCCUAACUGCUGCCUAAGGUGGGAAUGAGGCGGUGGAUGCAGUGAAAAUGAAGAGAAACAGGUGGUCACGUGCUCUGCUGGAAAAAGUUUCUCUCCCGCUUGUCAUGAGGAUCACGCUUGACAUCUAUCAAGAUCUUUUUUGUUUACAGUCUCUUUUUCUUCUCUGUUAUUUAUUCUUUUUUGGUAGGUUUAUGGCUCUGUCAUUAAUAAGGGAUGCGUUUGAUAUAGUAAUGUGUCAUAUAUACCAUUUUGUACCUUGUUUUGGAUGUUGUUGAUUGAGAAAUCGAGUGAUGUUGUUUGUGCCCAGCUACGUGGUAUAAUUAUCAGACUGGAAUUCUCAAAGCUGCUUAUUUUUUUUACCCUUAUAUUUUCUGCAAAUAUUUUUUUUUUCUAAAUUAAAAUGUCCAGUUUAAAAUAAAAUAGUUCAAACAUAUGUCUAUCUAUAAAGUAAAUUGGCCCUGAAAAAUUUUUAUGAGAGUAAGAAUAGACUUGAAGGAGAUGUUGCGCUCAAACUAAUCAAAAUAAUUUGGCUUCAGGUGCGUUGAGCCAAAAAGAGUGAGUCAAAAAUCAAAAGUUGCUAACCGCACACUGAAUUGCAAAACAGAGUGAAAAGGGUCUAGCAAAAAGAUAUAACUUUAUUGGAUGCAAAUUUAAUAAAGUUAUAUCUUUUCGCUAGACCCUUUUCAGUCUGUUUUGCAAUUCGAUGAGAGCAAGAAUACAAAUUAAUUGGAGCAUAAAUUUUUUAAAGUUUAGCACUAUUGCAACACUUUAGCUGCAGGCAGUACCUUUAAAUCAGAUACAUUUUUUCUAUCUGUUUACUAAGCGUAUGUAACAGUGGGUUUAAAAGGAUGCAACUCCAGGUUCAACUGCAGAAUUCAUAGUUAAGCUCCAAUCAGCCAAUUCGAUUUAGAUUAGCUGCCUGCUGUGCAGUGUAAUGACUUGCACAGGAGCUCAAUAUUUGCAGUUGACUCCGAUAAUGUUUAUCAAAAAACCUUUUGUCUAGCCACUGUUUUUGCACAUGAAAACGAUUCUAGUUUUACCACUGACUCAAAGAGGGACAAGCAAUAGUAGUGAUUCAUAGAAUGUGUUAAGCACCUGAUGGGUUACAUGUGCAUUGCCACUUUUGUAUCCCUAGAGAAAGGACAAAACAUUGCCUAUUUUAUGUCGUUUAGCUGUUGAUUAGAGAACAUAUUAUGACAUUGAAGCAUAUUUUGUACCUCCCUUUUUUACAGUAAUUUGCAAGUUUACAAUGGGCCAUUCUCUAAGUGAGAGAAUGUAGUUGUGCUGGCGCUAUUUUGAUGCUUGAAUCUGUGUACCGUGUUUUUAGCUGCACUGUAAAGAGGGAGAGAAUGCUGCCUAAAUCUAGGUCUUACUGUUGAUAUUUCUCUCUCUCUCUCAUCAUUGUUGAAACUUUGUGUGAUCCCAGAGACCUUUAGUAUUAUAUAUAUAUAUAUAUAUAUAUAUAUAUGAGAGAUAGAUAGAUAUUGUGAUAUUUCUUCUUCUGGAUUAUUGUUUGCAAAAUAAUCCUAAAUAUUCUACUGUAUGUGUUGAAAUGUUGACAUAUAUACACUGUGCGAGGGUGUGCCUUUUUUACUCUGAAUUAUUUAAUUUUGUAUUUGAAUAAUUUUUUAAAAGGAAAAGUAUGAAAAAUAUUAUUUUCUAAAAAGGGAGAGGUGAAUAGGAUGAAUCCUAAGGUGGAUUUGCUGUUCCUGCUGUAAAUAUGCAAGGUCUUAUCUGCUUGCAAUAUUUUCAUUGAGUGUUGCUGUCAUAAAUGUACAAACAUUGUAAAAUCGAAUUAGUUGACCUUACUUAGAUUUUUCAAUUUUUCUAAGUAAAGAUACUUAUUUGGCUCAAGUAAACUGAACUUAAUUUUUUAAGUAAUGUUAACUUGUUACAAGUAAGCUUAACUCGUCUAUGAUUAAAGUAUCAUUGUUUUGAUUUAAUUGUUUAAAUUGGGUUAUAACAUGUUUUAUACAGUAUAAGGGAAAUUACCAUAUGGUACACUGGACUCUACUCAGUAAUUCUUGGUGCACAUAAAUCUGCACUUUUGUAAAGUACAAUUGAGUAAAGAAGAAUAGAUCAGUUUAACAGGCUCCAAGUUCACCAGAGGUAACACUAAUCACCCUUAUGGUGACUUCACAAAAAUCUCAAUUAUCAACCAGCUACAACAAAACAACAACUAUAGUCAUAAGAAUUAAAACUAAAUACAUUUUUAAAUAAAACUUUUAUUAUUUUACUACGAGUUCCCUUGUUUUGACCAAACAAACAUAAUUUAUUCAAGCGCAAGGGUUUAUGGGUAUUGCACACAGCGGCAAAUUUUUACUUGAUAAUUUUGAGUUAGUAGUACUUGAAGCUAACGUAUAAAAAACUUAUUUAUUUGAGUUAUGAUUCCAAAAUGUGACAUUUCAAGUAAUUUUUAAUUAGGGCACUUAAAUAUUUUUAUUAAUGACAACUUUAGUAUUUAGAGAGUAAUGGUACCUUAAUUAAAACUAGUAAGAAUAGUAAAAACUUAAGAUUAAGUUGAGUAAACUAUUUUUAUAUAAUUUGAGAAUACUAUUAGUAUUUACAGUGAAGACUCAAAUUUCCCUGUUAACAGCUUCAGUAACUGAACUAAAAUGAUCAAGUUUGCCAUAGAUCAGUUUGAUUCUCUGUUGUGAUAGCUAAAGUUAUUUUUUGUUUGAAACUGUUUGAGACUGAUGGUGAUAUCAGAUAUUUGUUGCUAUAUUAGAAUUUCUGCCCUAUCAUUUACAAACAAACAAAGAUUAUGAGCAAUGUCAGUUUUAGGACAACUUUCAGUGGAAGUCUUGGCGUGUAACUCAGCACAAGAGGCUUUAUUAACACGUAAUCCUGUCUUGUUCCCUCUUGGUCCUCAUGAAUUUGAUGUCUGUAUAGCCCAUUUGAAUCUUGAAGACACAGUGGAGAUGAAAGCUCAUUUCUAUGGGCCUUGAUCCAAAAAUCUCUUUUCGCAUUGUCUCAAAUUGUAUACAGUAUGAAGUUCUGAUCUCAUGUGGUGUAAUUUGUAAAACCUAAACAUCCUUCCAUGUUGAUGGUGCAAUGUGAGUUUGAUACUUGGGUAAAUAUUUGAGGAAGAGAGAAAAAAGUGGAAAAAGGAAAUGUGAACCCUGUCAAAGGAAAAUAUAAUCAGUUGUCAGUCUACUUGUCUUAACUGUUGUUACUUAUGUCAUGAAAGUGUGCUGCUCUUGUGUGUAUGUGCUGUAGCCUAAAAAUAUUUAAGAGCACUCUGUCCCAUAAGCAUUGCUCAAUAAAAUGAUGCUUUGCUCA